Salmo salar (Atlantic salmon) is the source of this 1426-nucleotide messenger RNA. RefSeq names its product CDGSH iron sulfur domain 2 (gene cisd2). NCBI's taxonomy places the organism in Eukaryota, Metazoa, Chordata, Actinopteri, Salmoniformes, Salmonidae. Gene Ontology annotation, molecular function: 2 iron, 2 sulfur cluster binding. Gene Ontology annotation, biological process: autophagy of mitochondrion; regulation of autophagy. Gene Ontology annotation, cellular component: intracellular membrane-bounded organelle; mitochondrial outer membrane. The record is from RefSeq and is marked provisional.
GACGCAAACGGACCUCAGGAAAUAUCCAACUCAAACCUUUCGGUAGUUUCAUUCAAGAUGGUUUUAGAAACUAUUUCAAAGAUCAUAAAAACCCAGCUUCCAGCCUACCUCAAGAAGUUCCCCCUUCCCGAGACGAUCGGAGGAUUUGCGAGGUUAACAGUCCUUGAUUGGCUCCGGUUGCUGCCUCUCCUGGGAAUCUUGGCCCUGCUGGGCUACCUCACCAUCCGGCCCUUCCUGCCCAAGAAGAAGAAGCAGAAGGACAGCCUGAUCAACCUGAAGAUCCAGAAGGAGAACCCCAAAGUGGUCAACGAGAUAGAUAUUGAGGACUUGAAGAGCACAAAUGUCUGCUACUGCCGCUGCUGGCGCUCCAAAACGUUUCCUGUUUGUGACAAAUCACACAUAAAGCACAAUGAGUUGACUGGAGACAACGUGGGGCCUCUCAUACUCAAGAAGAAGAUAUUAUAAUCCAUCUUUAACACUGAGGGAGCCACCAUCUUCACUCUCUCCUUCUGUCUUCAGUUCUUUAAAAAAGUCUGUCUGUAUUUUAGGGCAUGGCUUUUUGCACUCUAACAAUUAGUCUUUUGUUUUGGUAAAAAAAAAAAAAUGGCGCAUACUUUGCUUUUGAUAGUGAUAUGCUGUACAAAUGUUGGUGGCACGUUAACUCAAAGAUUUUACCAUCAACACUUUUGUAAAUGUUAUUUAUUUCAACUUGACAAUAAUGGGCAUUAACAGAGGUUAUACCACAGAGUAGCAUAAAACCUUUCAAACUAUCACCACUCCCUCUUAUUGUCUCCUUCUGAGAACUUUUUGUACAGUGGCCAUUUUCCAGUCUCGCUAGUAGCUCUUGUUAGAAACAGUUAACCUUGGUCUCCUUGGUAGCACCGCUCGGUUCCAAACUAUUGGGAUCACAUUGAGGGGAAUUUGAACUUAAAUCACGAUUGCAAUUAGGGUAGUAGUAUAUUUUGUUAAGUUGAAAAAAUAUAUAUACUUAGCCUUUUCAGUCUCCAAACUACUGUAAGCUUGAAGUCUUUCACUUGCAUACAAACACACUUACAGGAUUUGUUUUCUCUGCCAUUUCUUUGUUCAUAGCCUUAAUUCUGUGUUCAUACUGUUGUGUAUUCAACCUGAUGAUCUUAAGACAUCUCAAUUUCACAAAACGCCUCCACUCAACAAUGAACCCUUGUUUUUCUAUAAAUAUUUAAGCAAUUCAAUUGUUUUGCCUUUAGAGUAUCAAACAUGUCAGUUGUCUGAUUGACUUUGCAUUAAGACUGAAUGUAUUGCAAAUAUUUCUUAAUUCAUUCAACAACAUGAGACUUGAAGGUAUCUGAUCCUUUGUUUACUGAUCCUUAUGUUAAAUACCAAUCCAGUUUCUGGGAUUUAGGCAAACUGUGCCUGCCUGUGGACUUCUAAAAUAAAAGUUGACCUG